This is a messenger RNA of Dromaius novaehollandiae (emu), 1416 nucleotides long. It is a transcript of the gene C23H1orf232, whose product is annotated as chromosome 23 C1orf232 homolog. The coding region runs from base 533 to 1174 and encodes 213 amino acids. NCBI's taxonomy places the organism in Eukaryota, Metazoa, Chordata, Aves, Casuariiformes, Dromaiidae. The transcript is spliced from 4 exons. The record is from RefSeq and is a predicted model, not a curated record.
CCGAACCGCGGCGCCGCGCGGCCCCCUCGCCCCCCCCCGGGCCCAGCGCUUGCCCUGCGGCAGGUCCGAGUCCCCCCAGACCCCGUGGCUUCGCCCCGCGCCGGGGCGUCGCGGCCUGCAGCCUCGCCCCAGGGCCGGUUUGGGGCGAGGGGGGUGUGACGGGGCCCGCCCACCCUCCCGCUGCCCCCGGCCCGGCCUCGGGGUGACGGCGGGGCCGGUGCUGCUCUGACCACUGCUGUCACGAGCUGGGGCGGGCUCAGCAGGCCCAGCGAUCGCCUUACCGCCCGCCCGGGGAAUCAAUUACACGUGGGGAGCCGUGGCGCGGCGGGAGGGGGCCGCACUGCGUGUCCCCCCCGGCUCUCGACGCCAGGGACCAGCCCUGGGGAGACGGGGGACCCCGCUGGGCAAGGGGGUGCAGGGGGGGCUGGGGCGGGAGGUUUGGGAUGGCCGGAGCACCCCCCGCUCGGCCCCCCCGGCCCCUGGCCUGGCUCAGGUUCCUCUUUGUGCAGCCCAGGCGGCUGCUGCAAUUUUAAUGAAGACACCGGAUCCCCGGAGCAGCGCGGGGGGGGGACCCGCACCCCCGCUGCCCCCCACAGCAGCACGCGGGGCUCCCCGGCACCUGGGCGAGCGGCCGGAGCCCAUCGCCAUGACUCAGGCCUUCUGGAGGCUCUACAAGUCCAAGGUGCUGCAGACGCUGGGCGGCGAGCAGGCGGAUGAGGAGGCCGAGCCCCCCGAGCUGAUGGAGACGGCGGAGCCGCCGGCGCUGGCGGAGGAGGGCACCGGCCCCGUGUCGCAGCUGGCGCGCAAGGUGCAGGGCGCGGGAGCCAGGGGCUGGCGCACGCUCUCGUCCCUCUUCGGCCGCGAGGACGAACACCAGCUGCUCGGCCCUGAGCCCUGCAACGACCACCCGCUGGCCGCCUCGCCCGAGGUGCCCCCCGCCAAGGCGCCCGGCUUCUGGGACCUCUUCGCUACCAAGUGGCAGCAGCCUCCGGCGUCGGACGAGCCGGAGCCGGCCGAGAGCCCCGGGGAGCCCGGCGACCCUGCGGGUACCAGCGGCUCCGGCGCCGGCCCGGGCAGCGAGCUGCGCGAGCAGGAGGAAGGCGCCUUCAGGUGGGGUUUCCUGGCCGGGAAACUUGCCGAGAUCCGGAAUAAAAAUGCUCCCAAGGGCACCUAGGGGAGGAGCUGCCCGGAAGGACUUUCUCCAGCGGCGCGGGCGGCCUCUGCAGUGUGGCCCCCCCCUCCCCAGGCCGGGGCGUCCUCCCGCCCUCGCUUUGCAGCCUGCGCCCCUUCCCCUGCCGCUGCUUUUACCCUGGGAUAAGGGAGCUGGGUGACUCCGCAGCGGGUGUUUGCGAUGAGUUUUGGCCGGUCUCUGCCCGCGUGCAGGUGUCUGCACUAAAAACCUCGAUGUGCCCCUUU